This is a messenger RNA of Synchiropus splendidus (mandarinfish), 2699 nucleotides long. RefSeq names its product pentatricopeptide repeat domain 3 (gene ptcd3). Gene Ontology annotation, molecular function: ribosomal small subunit binding; protein binding; rRNA binding. Lineage: Eukaryota; Metazoa; Chordata; Actinopteri; Syngnathiformes; Callionymidae. The transcript is spliced from 23 exons. Gene Ontology annotation, cellular component: mitochondrion. The record is from RefSeq and is a predicted model, not a curated record. Gene Ontology annotation, biological process: mitochondrial translation. The coding region runs from base 615 to 2618 and encodes 667 amino acids.
CCUCCUUGUUGUCCGCAGGUCCAAGUGCCGUGUCGUACAGACUGUUCGGGGCCAUAUUCCCAACUCCAUCAAGGAACCUCCAGUUGUUGAUUGCCUUCACACUCAACUUUCUGUAUGGGGAGAAUAUCGAAACGCAGCAAACGAGGAGCCAUGACACGAGUUUCUGGGCUCAGCAGUUUAGCAUGGUGCUAACAAGUCACUCACCUUAACUCUUCGGCAGAGUACAAACCGAAUGACAUCCCCUCCAAACGCCGCCAUGGCGUUUGUUUUCCAAACAACAUUGUGCGGACACGAAUGAAGACAAGUUCAGAAACUUCUAACGCAUGACGACAGGGCAGCAGACCACAUGUGAGAGAAGUUGAGCCACAUGUAGGACCCUCCUAAUCUCCACAGUAACAGGGGAGGUUAACAAGAAAUAUUUACUACUACUAUCAUACCUUGUUUGUCUGUUUCAAUCAAUACGUGCACUUCAACAUACAAGUUUUAUAAAGCUGUCAUGAUUUUGUUUUUUUUUUUAAGACGCAACGUUAGUUUUGAGGUUAUUUCAGACAAACACCCCCAUUUCAAUUGCCUAUUGGUUUUUUCCUCCCAGAAGCCUUCACUAGAGAAGCAACAUGGCUGCGGCCAGCAGGAAUGUCGGGUUUUAUAUCAACAAAAACUGUCGAUUUUUGUUUAGCAGCAUUGAGCAACUAAAGGGUCGAAGUUUUUGUUGGGCUCCUGUUUUGCAACAACAAGCAACAGAACUUCAGAAAGGGUUGACAGAAAAUAUCAGCUUACCCAGGAAGAAAGAAUGGAACAAAACUGCUGUACUGGAGGCUUUGGCAUCAACUGUCAACAGAGAUCCUACAGCUUAUCAAUAUGAUUUCCAAGAUGAUCCUUACCUCACUCCAAGGACGUCCUCAGAAUAUAAGAUGUUCUUGCUUUCUCAGGAGUCUGGAAGAUCAGCAGCCAAGUAUUUUGUCAACACCAAUCCCAAAUUCUUCACCAAAGACUUUGCUGAACCUCACAUUCCAUGUCUUAUGCCUGAGACGGUAACACUGCGCCUGGAGGACGUGAGUGAAGAAGCUCUGAAGGAGCGGAUCAGUUUGAGGAAAGUCACUGCAGCUGUUGAAAUGUAUGACCAGUUGUUGCAAGCUGGCACAGUUGUAUCAAUGGAGACUGUCUAUGAACUGCUGGAUCUCAUCUCUUUCUACUGUGACAAGGACCCUGUCCAGGAGGGGGCACAAACUGAAGACCCAGAUGAACCUGGUGAAGAGGUCAAGCAGCGCAGUGUCAGAGGUCGUAGGGGAAGGACUUCUAUGAAGCCAGUGUGGAAAGAUAACAACAAUGCAGAGAGAAUCUUCAACCUGCUGCCGGAGAAAGACACACGCUGUUACUCUGCAUUGAUCAGAGGCAUGCAGAAGCAUGGCAACUCUGCUAAGGCUUUUAGCAUGUACACAGACAUGCUGAACAAUAGACUGACUGCGGACGUCCACAUAUUCAAUGCUCUUAUCGCAGCUGUUCCAGACGUCAGAGAUCAAUAUAACGAGAGAUGGGACCUCAUUGUUGAGACGUUGAACCAGAUGAAUCAGCAGAAGGUUCAGCCAAACCUGCUGACUUUCAACACUGUUCUCAAAGCGCUGAGACAAUGUGGACCCCAGGCCAGAAAUUAUUCCCUCAACACGAUCAAUGAGAUGCGAGCAUUGGGAAUAGCUCCCAGUCUUGCCACUUACAACCACAUCCUGGUUGUGUUUUACAAACCAUCUUUCAUCGGGAAGGGCAACCCCUCUGUUCUCCAAGAAUUGUUGUCUUACUUGGAGGGACAAAGAUUCACCUGCCAGGACCCUGAUGAUGUGAUGUUCUUCUGCACGGCCAUGAAGAUUUGUCUAGCCUACAAAGAUGUGGAGCUGGCCUACAAAGUCCACAGUCUGGUGGAGACUUCGGAAAACUGGAGGCUGCUGGGCGAUUCCCAUAAGACAAGUGUUUACUACUUCCGCUUCUUCAGCCUGCUGUGCAUGAUGGAGCAUGUUGAUACUGUGAUGAGGUGGUACCGGCGGCUAGUUCCAUCUAAGUUCUAUCCAAACUCUCAGGGACUGAUGGACCUUUUGCAAGCCCUGGACACAGACGGACGCCUGGACUUGAUCCCCACGAUAUGGAAAGAUAUUCGCUCUCUGGGACACGAUAAUAAACUGGAGCUGGUGGAGGAGCUUCUCACUCUCAUGGCCCGAGAUGAACACCCUCCUGAGGUCCAGGAGUCUUUUGCAGUAUGUGCUCUGGAAGUCAAGGACUCAGUCGGGAGUCUUAGAGGAAGGCCUGUCCUGGAGUGGACCAACACCACCCUGUCAAAUGUCACAACCCUGCUGCUGCGAGCGAACAAGACAGGACAGGCCUGGGAGAUGCUGCAGGUCUUCAAGGAGAAGAACCGAGUUCCCUCUGACAAACUGCUGGAUGACUUCUUGUCCGUGUGCAAGAGGGACUCAGAUGCUCAGAGGGCAGUUGAGCUGGUCCAGCUGUCGUCAGCCUUCUGUUUGCAGGCGACACCCAAACUUGCCAAGAGAGCCCUGACUGAGUUCAACCUGAAGGAGGAGCAAAGGAGCCUUCUGUCAGAGCUGGAUACUACAGAACAGCCUGAGGACUGAUGGAGUCAUUAUUGUACUAUGAUUGAAGAUCUCACACAGUCAUAUACACCUUUGUCUUUAUGAAAUUAUAUAAUAAAUGCG